Zasmidium cellare ATCC 36951 is the source of this 642-nucleotide messenger RNA. RefSeq lists its product as uncharacterized. Bases 1 to 642 code for a protein of 213 amino acids. Lineage: Eukaryota; Fungi; Ascomycota; Dothideomycetes; Mycosphaerellales; Mycosphaerellaceae. The transcript has 3 exons. The record is from RefSeq and is a predicted model, not a curated record.
AUGUCUCCGCUAUUCGACCUCUCGCGGCCAAAUCGCAAGAUUCAUGCUGGGGUCAUUCUCCUGAACUCGACCACCGAGAUACUGGACAUCGCACCAUUUCACAUCAUGGGCGGCCUAUCAGAUCGAGCAGAAGAUCUUCCAGAUAGUGCAUGGCCGCGAGGAAUGAAAGACCAAGCCAUGGAUAUCGAAUGUCACUGGGUGAAUGAAACCGGCAAGCCAGCGCAGCUGACAUCGAACAUGAGCGUCAAUACCACGGACACCUUCUCAACAUGCCCACCUCUCGAUAUCGUUUUAAUGGGCGCAAACAAGAUGGACUACAUCCCAACUUCUGCGGAGCUGGAGUUCGCUCGCAAAAGUUACGAAUCCUGUCAAGCCUUCAUAGCCGCUUGCGGAGCCUUUCGCACUCUCUUGCUAGCUGGACUAUUAGAUGGCAAAACCGCUACGGCGCCUUCAAUCUUGCUCAGGACACUGCGGGAGGAGCACCCGCAAGUAACAUGGCUCGAAAAGCGAUGGCAUCAAGACGGCAAGAUCUGGACAACAGGGACGCUGGUGAAUGGCUUGGAUGCCAUGCGUGCUUUUGUACACCAUACCUGGGGCGGUCAAGGUGGACUGGCAGAGCAUUUGUUGACGACGGGCAAUUGA